Molecule: messenger RNA, 896 nt
Organism: Carya illinoinensis
Lineage: Eukaryota; Viridiplantae; Streptophyta; Magnoliopsida; Fagales; Juglandaceae
Product: glutathione S-transferase PARB-like
Exons: 3
Coding region: 97-744 (215 amino acids)
Cellular component (GO): cytoplasm
Molecular function (GO): glutathione binding; glutathione transferase activity
Source: RefSeq, a predicted model, not a curated record
AAGUAUCAGCAACUUCCCUCCACUCUCAUAGCGACCUGUUCCUUGCCCCCUGUCUCUUCUUCUUACUUGAUCACAUACAACUAAAUAAAAAAAAUCAUGGCAGCCAUUAAACUCCAUGGGAACAUGAUCUCAACAGCCACAACGCGAGUUCUAGCCACCCUUUAUGAGAAAGAUCUUGAAGCUGAGUUUGUCAAUGUAGACAUGAAAGCUGGUGAACAUAAAAAAGAGCACUUCCUGUCCAUGAAUCCAUUUGGUCAAGUUCCAGCUUUUGAAGAUGGAGAUAUGACGCUCUUUGAAUCAAGGGCAAUAACUAGAUACGUUUGCCACGAGUAUGCAGACAAGGGGACUCCGCUGUUACCACCUGGAGACUCUAAGAAGAAAUCAACCAUAUCUGUGUGGAUGGAGGUGGAGGCCCAUCAAUUUGACCCCCCAUCCACGUUGCUUACCUGGGAGCUGGCAAUAAAGCCACUGUUCGGGUUGAACACAGACACAAAAGUUGUGGAGGAGAACGAACCCAAACUGGCCAAGGUUCUUGAUGUCUAUGAGUCUCGACUGGCUAAGUCGAAGUACCUGGGAUGGGACUGCUUCACCUUGGCCGAUCUGCACCACCUGCCCAAUAUAGAAUACUUGAUGGGUACUCGAAUUAAAGAGCUCUUUGAUUCGCGCCCCAACGUCAGUGCCUGGGUGGCUGAUAUCAGAUCAAGGCCAUCUUGGUUGAAGGUCCUUGCCGCGCAUAAGCAGUAAUUAGGAGUGCAGAUAGUGAUGCAUCCUACCAUAUGUAUUUUGUCUUUCCUCCAUAAGAGCACGAGAGGUUUGAGCUCAGUGUAUUUUGAUUCUAGUGUCAUAGUCUUCCCAUUUUCAAUGACGGCAUUUACAUUUUUAUGUUGCUUUCACAA